Closterium sp. Yama58-4 is the source of this 408-nucleotide messenger RNA. The record is from the annotation of a GenBank genome assembly. NCBI's taxonomy places the organism in Eukaryota, Viridiplantae, Streptophyta, Zygnematophyceae, Desmidiales, Closteriaceae.
AUGCUGAUUCGUCCGCGUCCGUCAUCCCGCAGCCGCACCCCCUCCCCUCCACCCCGUGUUUGCUCCCCUUCCCCCAACCCCAUCCCGCCGCGUUCCCACUUCCCCGUCUCCCUUUCCCUUCCCCAAUCGCGCGACGCCAUGGCGCAUCUACGAGGCGUGGCGGAGGCGUCGGCGCGGAUAUUCGGCAACGUGAUCGGCAACGGGCUGCGGUCGGGGCACAAGGUGCUGCGCCAGAAGCUCAUCGGCGACAAGGUCGUCGCUUGGUACCCCGAGCCCGUGCAGAAAAUGGAUCCGCUUUACGUCGAUCCCUCCGAACCCAAGCGAGUGCUCAAGAUAGAGCGCAUGAAGCGACGAGGCAAGGGCGUGCCCAAGAAGGGCGAGGGCAAGAGAGCAGGCAAGCGCAAGUGA